Messenger RNA from Geodia barretti, 672 nucleotides. The record is from the annotation of a GenBank genome assembly. NCBI's taxonomy places the organism in Eukaryota, Metazoa, Porifera, Demospongiae, Tetractinellida, Geodiidae.
AUGAACAUGCGUAGCAAGGACGAGGUACGAGAGGCGGUGUGGGCGGCUAUGGAGGCGGCCCGUGCUGCCCAUACCCGCAAGCUCCGCGACAGGAUCCCCCACUUCCGCGGCUGCGAGGCCGCCGCCGAGAAGGUUGGCGAACUAAGGGUGUGGCAGGCCGCGCGUGUCAUCAAGGGAAACCCGGACAAGGCGCAGCGUCCCUUGAGGCUGAAGGCCCUCGAAGAGGGCAAGACGCUAUAUAUGGCGGUGCCUCGCCUCCGGCAGGAACAGUGCUUCGUGGAACUUGACCCCGCGUCGAUGGGAGCUUCGCCAGCCGAGACAUCCACCAUCGCGGGGGCCUUCCGUUGGGGACGGCCGGUGUAUGUGGAGGAGAUGCGGCAAGUGGACUUGGGUGGCGGCUUCGCCGACCUGGAGUACGGCCUCGCCAUCGCCGCCGGCAUCGUGUCGCCCGAGACGCCGGUGGUCAGCACGGUACACCAGAUGCAGGUGCUGGACGAGGACCUCCCAUACACUCGCCACGACGUCUUUCUGGACUACGUGGUGACCAGCGACGAGGUCAUCGAGUGCAGCGGCGAUAUCCCGAGACCGACGGGCAUUUACUGGGACGACCUGACUCCGGCCAAGAUCCGGCAAAUUCCGCUGUUGAAAAAGCUGCAGCCGUCGACCGGGUGA